This is a messenger RNA of Phyllopteryx taeniolatus (common seadragon), 4467 nucleotides long. RefSeq names its product apelin (gene apln). The record is from RefSeq and is a predicted model, not a curated record. Gene Ontology annotation, molecular function: apelin receptor binding; hormone activity. The coding region runs from base 387 to 620 and encodes 77 amino acids. Gene Ontology annotation, biological process: signal transduction. NCBI's taxonomy places the organism in Eukaryota, Metazoa, Chordata, Actinopteri, Syngnathiformes, Syngnathidae. The transcript is spliced from 3 exons.
ACGACCGGACGGCCUCCUUAUCCGAGGCGAGCGGGACCUCCAGAGAGAGACGCUCACAGACAGUUCCGGUGAACUCGGCUGCUCGUUUUCUGACACACAUCUCCGCGGGGGAGCUCGGAUAGAGACGUGCCUCCGGUCUUUGGACUGGUGCUGUCACAUACGCACGGAUACACAAAUACGCAUUUAGACAACACUCAUUUCUUACACACACACAGAGAGAGAGAGAGAGCAGAGCAAACAGUCUCUUCGGUUCUCCCUCACUGGCACUCUCUCUCUCCUCCCUCCCAUCCACACACACACACACACACGCACACACGCACACGCACACACACAGCGCACCAGUAUAUCAGCGAGCGACUAGCGGCGAGCCAGAGGGGAGUGCAGAAAUGAAUGUGAAGAUUCUGACGCUGGUGAUUGUGCUCCUGGUGUCUCUGCUGUGUUCUGCCAGUGCUGGUCCGAUGGCCUCCACGGAACAUGGCAGAGAGCUGGAGGAAGCAGCUCCAGUGAGAAAGCUGGUCCAGCAAAGCCCCUCGAGGGGCGGUCAGAGCCACAGACCAGCCGGCUGGAAGAGGAGACGCCCACGGCCCCGUCUUUCCCACAAGGGGCCGAUGCCGUUCUAGAGCAAGGCACUGCUUUAAGCGCCCUCCCCCAGGUUCUGAUUUCUAUGCUCUUCCUUUGCCUUGGGGGGCCUUGCUGCGAAGGGCCUAUGCUUGCCCAGCCUGAAGAAUGAUGUCCAUAGCACCUGCUGGUUCUUCAAGCAACUCUCUCCACAAGAAAAAAAAAAACAAAAUCAAAACAAAAGAAAAAAAAAAUCAGGACAAGCCGCUCAACCCUCAGCUCUACGCAGGAACGGGGGGAGGGCCGUGAUGGGGGGUGGGGAGUUACUGAGCCCCGAGCUAUACGAUUCUAUUCCUCUGUCACCUUAAACGACUUGAUCUAGCUCUGUCUUCUCCCAAAUGUUGUUUUUCUUCUCCUAUCAUUUGCUUUUUAGACACAAUCACAGUGGUCUCCUUGAGAGUCUCACACACGUUGCAUGACAUGCGGCCAAGAGGGAGGAGCCCGGUUCAAACUCUCUCGCUUACAGAAUCUUAGAGCAUCUGGCACUUCUCCGUGGUGUGGUUUCCUCAUCAAUGAGAUUUAAGGUCACAGCGGCCCGCGAUGUCGCGCUGUAGCAGCUUAAUGGCUGCGCUAAUGGUCAGAGGGUGCUGACGAAACAACGGUUAAUUAGUCAAGGAUUAUUAUCAUUUGAUAGCUUGGAUGUCUACUGCUUAAAGGAGUCAACAGUUUCAUACUCAAUGAGAAAGGCAGGAGUGUUGCAUCUUCCAAUGACAUCCACAUGCACCAUCAAUUUCAACUGAAACAAGAGCACACAUAUUGUCGAAAUAAUUGAUACAAGUGACAGAACUUCUACAAUACUUGGGAGAUUCUGUAAUAUGAAGCUAGUUUGCCGCUGGGAAACUGCGCUCCAAGUCUUAGUAUCGGCAUGUUUCAGCUCGGAUGAGUCUUAAACCCAAAAUCCCUUUCCCGGUCCAUACCUAAAAAAAAAAAAAAAAAAAAAAAAGUCUACCACCUUCUUGCCACACGACUGUUAACUGGCAGCGGCGGUCUGCGCCACUGACAGGCCCGCCUUGCCUUUUAAUGAAGUGCCAAAUAAUGAAGCCGCUCCACAAAUGCUGCCGGGAAGGGAAGGAGUUACCUCUAUUUUCAAGUCAUGAAACACUGACACGCAUUUGAAGUAAGGGGUGAAUCAACGUUGGGCCCGAUGAGUUCAAUUAGACUAAAAAAAAAAAAAAAAUGAGAACGCCGCCACGACCCUGGCCGAACACUCCCAGUUUGGAUCAGCCGAAUUGUAAACCUUCAAAGAGGUCAUCGAUCCUGGAUGCCUGGAUUUGUUCCCCUCUGCAAUAUUCAAUGAGAAAGUGUCCAAAAUGUGAAAUCUCGCAGGAUCCACGCCCACUUUUACCAGGUUUUUCCUUGGCUCAUGAUUAGUCCAUCACUAAUGCUCCUACUGUCUAAUCCUACAGCUGCUUUAAACCUUUGACCAAACGAUAUACUGUAUGCCUUUCCAUCAUACUGGAAUAGAUCACUGUUUAUCUAUUAUCUGUGUUUAAGUCUUUAUUUUUCUCAGGGUGCUAGCAUAGAGGCUUGUACUAAAGCAGUCAAUCAUAUAAAACAAUCAGAGUUUGGAACAUUUAAAGCUUAGAUCAACAUAUUUUCAUAAACAGCAUUACUCUCAGUGCGUGUAGUACAAUAUAACCGUUUCCACGUCGCGGCCCUUUCCAGUUGUGAUCUUUUGCCUACUUCGAGUCGGGUACAGUUGCCUUGCCAGUCGGCCAGCUCUUCCAUGGCACAGGUGGUCCGGGCUUUGAUCCUAACCCUCAUUAAACCUCGGAGUUAAUCUUUCUCAGAUGGAUCUCCCCGCGGCUGACCGGGGCCACGUAGUCUGAGCUCGUUGGUUAAAUUGGCUUUGACUGGAACCCCGGCCUCCCCCUCCACCCCCUCGACGCCCUCCGUCACUCCAUCGCCGGGCUGGUUCAGUGUGCAACCGUGUCAAACACCAAAACGUUGCGUCAUUUGUUAGGCUUGAGGACCAAAGCGCAAGAUCCGAUCUAGGAUACGUUUUGAUCUUAAACCCAGGUCCCCACUGUUUCUCUCUCUGUCGCCGUGUCUCAUGCAAAUAUGUUGAAUCAAAUGUACAGGCUUGCAAGCCUUUAUUAUGAGAGAAUUAAAAAAAAAUUAAUAAAAUGUCACAGUGGUAGUGGACACUGCCAAGAUUAUAGCUUGAUUAAAAAUGUAUUAAAUCCUUGGGCACCGUGAAGUGCAAUAAUUCCAGUUGCACCAUUAUUUUUUUCAAACCCUCUCAGACAGAGAUGUAGAUUUCAUUAAAAGUGCUCGGGUGCGAGGUUGUCGGGGAGGAUAGCUGAGGGCCGGAAGUUCUGAUGCCAGAAGUCGACCGGGUCACGAUGACGCGUUCAAAUCGAUAUUCGCCGGCCCGCCCCCCCCCCCCCCCCCCCAUCUGGGAAGUUAUUGUAAACGGAACCAAACGUCUGUAUCCGCACUGUUCUUCAUGAAUGUAUCCUCGCCAUCGGCAUCGGCCGCGUUGCCCUUCAAGAGACCGGAGCAAACCGACGUCAGCCCCAUUUGGAAUCUUGCUUAACUGAAUCCAAAAUUCCAAGCCAAAUAUCCCGCUGAUCCAAAGUGUCCGGUUUGAAGUCGUCUCAACAAAUACGCGUGGCUUUGCUCCAAGGCCUCUCUGCAUGGGUUUGCCAGGCUGCACUUUUGCAAUUACAUUAUGCUGCUGGAAAAAUACACCCUGAAAACAAGAGUCUCUUGGCUUGGAAUGUGUUUUUUUUGAUUUUUCUUCUUCACUGUGUUGUGACACAUUUUUUGUUGUCUUCUUUUUUUUUUUUUUGGGGACUAGCUGGUGGUCCAAAGCUUACCUUUUUGACUACAGUCUGAAACGUUGUAUCUUUUUGUGGAUGUAACAAAAUAGAAAAAGUAGUCUGCAGCACAAUAUGUCGUGGACACGUGAAAGCUUUCAGGCAUCCUCCUUUUUUUGUUGUAGAUCUUAGCCCGGAGCACAUCAGAUUAAUGGGCCUUGUGGUGUGGAAGGACAAGCACGUUCGGCCUCGGGCUGCAACGGUAAACCGAUACAUUAUGCUCGGGGAGCUAAACCAUUUGCCCUAAUGGUCUUUUCCAGCAAGGCUUACGCAAGAGAAACCAUUCCUCGCCUCUCAAUGUUUCCUCUCCGGUUCUUCUUCUCUGUGAGCAUCACGAGGCCUGAGUAAUGUUCCUAUGCACUUGUUAGCAUGUUUUCCUGCUAGAAAAGGUUUCUUCUGACACAUCCCCCCCCCCACGUUCUUUUCGAUGCAUUUGUUUUGUCCAUAAGGAUUUGACCGGGAUUGAGAUUUUACAGUAGGCGUGUGUUACUUACUAGUGAAGACACACACCCUUCACAAAAGAAGAUUUGCUUUAAUCCCACGAUUAUUUUACACUUUGAUUUAUGGAACGAUCUGAAAUUAGAGACGAAGGUCGGCACAUGAGACAUUCUAUCAUUUUCCCAAAAUGCAUCCUGUUUCCCCUUCAACGCGGGCGAUAUUCAAUCCCGUGCAUUCCCAUCGUCUGGGCCGCCCAAAGGAUAACUAGGUUUGAUCUCCCACGGGAAACGACAUUAUCUUGAAGCCUGGCAAAUGAGACUAGAAUUCACCUAGGAUAGCGCACAGGCUCCCCUCCUGCGCUGAUUGCGACACAUUCUCCAUCCGCGUGAAAAGUGUCGUGUCAAUUGCAGGCUGGAGUAACGGUGUUACUUGGUCUCCAGCAGAAAGACAAUGUAUUACUCCUAUAUUCUGUUUUAAGGUGUGUGCUCAAUAUUACUCACCAGGCCAAAUGUACAGUCCCCUGUCUCUGUUUUGAUGUUGAAGUGGGCAAAAAUAAAUGACAAAUAAAAUAAAACAAGUGUGUCAGAAA